AUGUCGAGCCCUAUUAACCACGCUCCGGCAUCAUUAGAUGAGCAACCGGCACCACCUGCGCCGUCGACAUCCCGUCCUCCUACACAGACGUCUCGCCCUGUACACGGUUCCGUUCAUCCACCGGCAGCACCCGCCAAUGUUGGGCCUCCUUCUGGACCGAUAGCUAGCCGUGCUUCACCGCCAGGCACCAACAGUGCUCACAUUCCUAGACGUCAAGAAGCCGUUGCCACAGCUCAAUCCACGCAAGCUAAGCAGGUAGAGAUCGAUUCGAAGCAGUUGCUGCCGCCACCACUGUCAGCCCAGCUACACGAAAAAUGCACGCAACCAGUGGUCAGUUUCAUCAGUGCAGUAAAAGAGAAGACUUAG
This is a messenger RNA of Cooperia oncophora, 366 nucleotides long. NCBI's taxonomy places the organism in Eukaryota, Metazoa, Nematoda, Chromadorea, Rhabditida, Trichostrongylidae. The record is from the annotation of a GenBank genome assembly.